Molecule: messenger RNA, 1487 nt
Organism: Exophiala viscosa
Lineage: Eukaryota; Fungi; Ascomycota; Eurotiomycetes; Chaetothyriales; Herpotrichiellaceae
Exons: 2
Coding region: 37-1206 (389 amino acids)
Biological process (GO): positive regulation of transcription by RNA polymerase II
Cellular component (GO): nucleus
Molecular function (GO): DNA-binding transcription factor activity, RNA polymerase II-specific; RNA polymerase II cis-regulatory region sequence-specific DNA binding; zinc ion binding
Source: RefSeq, a predicted model, not a curated record
CACUGGUAUUACAUCAUUGAACUCAUCGAUUGGGAUAUGGAUCCGACCAAUUUAAUACAAAAUCAACUCCACGAUUCGUCUUCGGCCUCGGCGGUGUACUUUUGCUCCAUCUGUGACAAGCCUUUCACCAAUGGACAGUCACGCAAUCGUCAUCUUCGAUACUGUGGCAGUCGUCAACGCAAGCGGCCUCGAUCUUGCCGAGCCUGCAACGCCGCCAAGACCAAAUGUACCUUCGGACUACCUUGUUCGCGUUGCACGAAGAAAGGGUUGGAGUGCACGUAUGAUGGCUCGGCGCUAAUGAGGGAGAGGUCGAGCCCAAAGCCGUCAAUCGAGAACCACGGAGUGCGAACAGCCGCUCGGAGGGCGUCGAGGAGCUCACCUGCUCAAAGCUCUUACUUCGACAGUUAUACCUGGUCAACUCUAGAUUUCACUUUUACCAAUGAUGCCACAGCAAGCGACUCUCAGCCGGGGAGUACCGGCGGCGAUGACCCUCCGUCGAUUAAUUCAAUCACGCAACGUCCUGACCUCGACGAGUUUCUCACGAUUGAUGGACUACUCGCCUUUGAUGAGACUAUUCCAAUUCAGCAAUCAGACGUGACGGAGGUUGCUAUAGCUCCAUACGAGACCCUGGAUAUUCAAUCACAGUCCUGGUGUGGAUGGAUGCGCCGUGGUGUAGCGCUCUUAGGCUUGACUGAGAAUACACUGUUGCCGUCAAGACUAAAUCAUGCAGCGAUCUGUCAACCCGAGCGCCCUUUUGCCCAUCAUAACGCCAAUCUCGUUGUUCAAUCGAUACGCGCUUUCCCCGCUAUGAUGCUGAGGAGGGAAACCUUCCCCUGGUACAUCCAUCAACAGUCCCAAAUGUUCUCUCUGUCAUCGCCAGCUGCUCUGCCCGAGGCAUUGUCGACCUGCAUGAGCAUUGCGCAGAUGUUUGCCUUGCGAACACCCGAAACAAAGCCAGUCCUUUGGAAGACCGUCAGAGCACAGUACCGUCGCUGGGCCAAUGAGGUACCCUACUUAUUGACCCUUGAUUUAGUUGAUUCUGAUUGGCAACAGAUGUAUCAAAUGUCCCAAUACGAACUGCUUGCGGCUGCGCAAGCUUGCAUGAUAUAUCUGAUCAUGUGCAUCAUCGACCCGUCGCCUGGAAGCGAAGAAAAUAGCCCGGGGCUUCUUCUGACGAUACAUGUAGGUUUCAGUCUUCUAGCCUGACUUCAGCAACUAAAUCUCGGAGGACAUCUACCUCUUGUUCAAACAGACGUCCUGCACGACUGGGAGUGAAGGUACGCUUCAAAAGACGAGCGCGAGCUGGAAAGACUGGAUAUUCGCCGAAUCACAACUGAGGUACUUUUUACGCACUACCCUCGUUAUUGCCAGAGUUCUACUGACUGGGGCCAUGGAGGCUUGCACAUCUAUGGUUUCUCAUAGGCUGUGUUGUGUGCAUCAAGACGGGAAAUAUUUAUGAUGCAUCUCAAAGCUACCGGAGUCUGCGA